This is a messenger RNA of Bacidia gigantensis, 2496 nucleotides long. RefSeq lists its product as uncharacterized. The record is from RefSeq and is a predicted model, not a curated record. Gene Ontology annotation, cellular component: cytoplasm. The coding region runs from base 1 to 2496 and encodes 831 amino acids. The transcript has a single exon. NCBI's taxonomy places the organism in Eukaryota, Fungi, Ascomycota, Lecanoromycetes, Lecanorales, Ramalinaceae.
AUGGGCAAUUCAGCAACAAAGGAGCAAAGACCCUCAAAUGCCCGCGUUGCACUCUCUAGCCAUCAUCAAAAUACUCCGGAUCCUGGUUCCAUACCGUCCUCUCCAUCCCAUUCAUCCGGCUUCCAACAUCCAAUCUUCCCUGGCAGCGAGAGAAAUCCAGAAGCAGGAAAUGGGAGAUCUGACCAUUUGACCUCAACAGCGCUUCCGGAUGGCGAUAGAGAAGUAACAGGGCUGGAAUGGCGUCGAGAAACGAAACAGGAGCGGGAAGCUAGAAAGCUUCAGAAAGAGCGAUUGCUGAGGGAAAAGGAGCGUGAGAGGAGUAUGCGUGAAGACAACGUGGACGGAGGAUACUUGGUAACGCAGGGCGUAUACACUGGCACAGAGGACUACAAUAAAAUAAUCGUCCGGCAGCUCAUGAUUGAACGACGCCUGGCGCCCUUCUGGAAGGGGCUCAACGACCACCAAGAGUCAUGGACUGAAAAUCAGCUUGUCGCUGCGGCCAAAGGCCUCCCAAUACCAGCACCAGAUGAGAUACCGGCGGAAGAAGAGAGAAGAAUUACUUCCCCACCAGAAUCAACUUCCAAACAGCCCGUGAUCAACUUGGACAGUCUCACCGUGCCCAUGUCCUCGAGAUCGCAAUCCUUCAAUUCGGAAACAUCCUCAAACCAGUCCUCCUCACCGUUCCAGCCAACAUUUCCACCAGCCCCCAACUCAAGCUCUUCUAUUGGCUCUGCUUUAGCGAAAGGUCGUUCCAAAACACUAGCGACUUUGACCAGCUCUUCCAAGGUCCAACAAGCAGAGCUUAGGCCUCGAGAAAUUCGGAUGCCAAAAGAAGCGAACGUGAACGGUCAGCGCUUGGAAGCCCACCUGUACAAAGAUGUUUCGGAAUGUCCAAUAUGUUUUUUGUACUAUCCGCCGUAUUUGAACAAGACCAGGUGUUGCGAUCAAUUGAUGUGUUCGGAAUGCUUCGUUCAAAUAAAGCGUGCGGAUCCUCACCCACCAGAGCACACAGACCCAAAUAUUCCGCCCCCUCCCGACUCAGAAGUAGUACAAGACGGGGAUUUAGUGUGUGAAGCAGCGACCUGUCCCUUCUGUAAAGUGCCAGAAUUUGGUAUCACCUACGAGCCCCCACCAUUUCGACGAGGUCUUGCAUAUACCAGUCAUACAUCUGCUCAAGCACUACACCGUAAUGCGUCAGGGAUGUCUUCUUCAUCUUCUCUAGCGUCGAACGUUGAAGGCGGGCCACUCAGCACAUCCAAUACUGCUAGUCGGCGAAGAAACAUAUCUGUUUCUGCAGAUUCGCCGUUGGUCAUCACUACCGAUCAGAUUCGGCCUGAUUGGGCGGAGAAGCUUGCAGCCGCUAGGGCGCAUACCGCUCGACGAUCGGCGGCAGCAACUGCCUUACAUACAGCUGCCUACCUGAUGGGUAAUCGAGGUCCAGAGUCAGACUUGAGAAGCUUUGGCCCAUUUGGGAGGCGGGGACUUCUGCGCAGAACGAGCGGCGGAGACAACCCAUCUUAUGGCACAUCCUCAUCUCAACUCGGUAUGCUAGCACUGAUGUCCGAGCGUAGCGCGAACCGAGGUGGGCCUGGUGAAGGUGGAUCCUUGAUUGGGACAGGUUCGCGAGAAAGUACGAGGCGUGGUCGAGUUGAGGAUCUGGAGGAGAUGAUGAUGAUGGAAGCCAUACGGAUGAGCCUGGCUUCAGAAGAGGAGAGACGGAGGCGAGAGGAGAAGGAGGCUAAGAAGGACACCAAGAAGAAGGAGAAGGAGGCCAAGAAGGCUGGAAAGGCCGCUGAAAAAGCUGCUAGAAAAGCCGGUCCUUAUCCUGGUAGUGCAAAUGCCAGCACCUCUGCUUUUCAGGACUCUAGUCAGAUGGCUGGAAAAGCAAAAGCCGCUUCGCAAAAUGACGAGGCAUAUGGCGACCUUUUGUCACCAACAGCGAACCCUCAGACGCAUCUGGAACGUGCUCGAGCACAGAUACAAACCGAAGGAUCCCCGCUCCCAUCUCCCGGAAUCUAUGCCGCAUUACCAUUAAGGCCAUCGCAUCUUAGAACUCAAUCCAACGUCUCAUCGUCGGCGUCAUCCGUAGAAGGAGGGUCCCCACCAGGCUCUCUCCUUCAAGAUUUACGAGAGCCAGGUUCUUCUGGAGACGUGUCGCCAGCCGCCAGUGGCAUCAACAUGCCAGGUGCAGGGCUUUCACAGGAACCUUUCCUUUCAGGCACGCCCCCAGGUGGUGGGGCCGGUAAUGAACCAAUGUUCAACUUUCGAAGCUUGGCUGCCAUGGUCGGAGAUGACGACAUUGGACAGGAGCUCAAAUCUGAAGAAGCUGGUCACGAAAUGCAAGACAAUUUAGUUGAAGGGGGAUGCUCUGACGCUGAGAUAGUAAAAUCAAACAGAAAUCACGCAUCAUUCGAACAGGAGUCAAAGCAGAAAGACGAAGCAGCAGAGACGCGUGGCUCAUUGCAUGGCACCCUUGUGAACACCAUCCCUACGUGA